AUGCCCGCUUACUUUAUUUUUGUGGUGUUGGAGACUUAAAACCCUUUAAGAGAAAAACUUUAAUUUGAAACAGUUCAUUCAUAUGGUCAUGUUAGGGGUGAUCAAUUAAUAUAGGCCUAUUAGAUCAAUUCUAUACUUAUUAGGUUUUGGGAUUACAACGUUAGAGUUCAUAAUUUUAUAGUUUUCACUAGUUACAAAGAUUCCAGUGAUGAGAUAUAAAUAUUUGAAGGAUAUGCUAAUGGAAUGAUAUAAAUAAACUUUUCCGAUCGAUAAGUGUAAAAAAUUAGGAUUCAAUCUUUGGGUAAUUCAUUUAAUAAUGGUCCUAUAUCAAUCUUAAAAGUUUAGCCUUUUUAGAUCUGA
Paramecium pentaurelia is the source of this 360-nucleotide messenger RNA. Lineage: Eukaryota; Ciliophora; Oligohymenophorea; Peniculida; Parameciidae. The record is from the annotation of a GenBank genome assembly.